Pollicipes pollicipes is the source of this 4464-nucleotide messenger RNA. RefSeq lists its product as uncharacterized. Lineage: Eukaryota; Metazoa; Arthropoda; Thecostraca; Pollicipedomorpha; Pollicipedidae. Gene Ontology annotation, molecular function: ATP binding; microtubule motor activity; microtubule binding. The coding region runs from base 19 to 4464 and encodes 1481 amino acids. The record is from RefSeq and is a predicted model, not a curated record. Gene Ontology annotation, biological process: microtubule-based movement. The transcript is spliced from 11 exons.
GGCAACUCCAAGACGGUGAUGGUCUCAACCGUGUCACCAGCCAGCACGUGCUACAGUGACACUCUCAGCACGCUGCGCUUCGCCGACCGAGCCAGAGCCAUCGUGAACCGGCCGGUGGUGAACGAGGAGCCCGGCUCACGGGUGGUGAUGGAGCUGCGCGCGGAGGUCAACAGGCUCAGAAGUCUGCUGGCCCUCAACAAGAUGGAAGGCUCAAGUGUUCAGACAGUCGGCGACGUCCCUGCGCCCAACCGAAGGCGCCCGCUGUCCAGCCGCACCCGAGAGCAUUCUCGUCGCUCGGUCGCCUGCCAGCGGCUGAGUGCCAGUGACCCGGAGCUGGCCGCGUCCUCCGAGCUCAGUCUGCGUAGUAGCGACUCGCUCUUUUGGGACGAGCUGAUCGGCAUCGCGUGCGAGCGAGAGCGUCGCUACUGGGCCAGCUUCUUGCGCUGGGAACAGCGGCGCGGCAUGUACCGGCCGGUGAGCAUGCCUGGCAGCAUGCACCGACUCGCCGAGGAGCACCGCUCGCGCCGUCAGGUGGUCCGUGAUGUGGUGCGCCGGCUGUACCCGGGCCGGCGCGGCGCCACGGCGGCGAACUCCGGCCGCGCUGACAGACUCCCGCCGACUUUAGACGAGUCUGAGGCCGAGUGGUGCUGCUGUGGCGGCAGGAAGCGGCGCAGAGAGAGCUCUAUCGAGUCACGGCCGCAGGAGAAGCGUAGCCGCCUGAUGGAGGCUGACGCCGACCUCGAGCGGGUGCAGCGUGAGGAGACGCCGCCAGGGAGCGAGGUCAAACCGCCGCAGGCCGAGCGUCGCGGGGUCGCUGUUGGCUCUCAGUUCGGCUCUGCCCCAGACGUCGACCUGGCUCCGCGUCGACGCCAGCGACUGGACUCCGCCCGGCUGGUGGCUGAAGUCUCGGCGCCCAGCAGUCAGUAUGACCUGUCGACGCUGUCGGCGGCGCCGCCGGUGUCUGCUUUUUCGCGAUCCGUUGACGAGGGCAUCGGCACCAGCUUCGAUGUUUGCGCGGCGGCCUUCUCGGACGACAGUUUGGAGCCGAGCCACCUGGGCAUCUCACAAGACUCGCUCGACAUGAUCGACGCCGACUCGGUCGAGGAACUCAGUGGAGGCAAACGGCUCAUCGACAGCAUGUUCGACUACGCCAACCAGGGCCAGGUGGUGAUGGCGCCGUCGCCGGUCGACGCGUCGGAGCUGGUUAGGAAUACGGGACGUGACACUGUGAUCCGGAUCACCAUGAGGAGGGCGUCGGCCUCGUCGGAGAGUGAGUGGGGCAGCGUGUGUUCCAGCCUGGGCCACCGAGCGGGCCGUUCGAUGCGGGCGGACGUAAGGCGGCGGGCCGAGGAAAGGCUCUCCUGCUCCGGAGCCUCCGACUCGGAGGAUGACGCGAGGCUCGUGUCGGCCGCCGGCAGUUCGCUGCGAGCAGACUGGCUGCCGGUGAACACGCCCGCACGACUGAGCGCCGAUGACACGACGAGCUUCGAAUCGGCUCUCGAUGAGGGUUGGGCGGCCAGUCGGGCCAUGCCCGUCCCGUCACCGCCGCCCCCGGCGAUAUACGUCGACGAGUACGAAUCGCCGGACGCGCCGGUCGGCUGGAAGCGCCACAGUCGGCUGUCGAACUCCGACUCGCUGGAGACAGAAGAGAUGCGCCCCUCGGAGGAACCAACCGCCGAUGAGGAGACGCCGCUCCGACAUGACCUUUACACAAUCGUCGAGACCGGCGUCGAGGCCGACGCGGCCAUCGAUUUCCGUGCGGAGCAUCCAUCAGCGCACGCGCCGCCGUCGGCUGCCCGGGCGAUAGCCAGUAAACAGAGGGAGCCGGCGAGCGGCGCGCCGGCCCCAGCUGUCGGCGCGCCAGUGCGCGGCCCGUGUGCACGCUGUGACGAGUGUCAGCUGUGCGAUGACGCUGAUUACCGGCUGCGCUCGCGCCUGGCGGCGGUGGCGGCCGGCCCGGUCGCCGGCUGGAUAGACGCGGACAUGUGGGAGCGCUACGUGUCGCGGCUCGAUUGCCGCAGCCACCUGCUGUUGCAGGAAGCGCGCCGCCGACCCGGCAUCGCCGUCAGCCUGUUGGUGCGUUCCCACAGUCUUCCUGACCUGUGUGAGCAGCCGGCCGGCGCUCAGGUGUCGCGACUGUACCGCUCGGCUCUUACGGUCACCGUGCCAGGCCGCGCGCCGCCGCUGUCGUUGGACGCCACGCUGCACUCGCUGCCACCCGAGCUCAGGGAGCGCACGUCGGCCGUGCCUUGCGACAGCAUACCCGAAGAUGACGACAGAAGCUCAAGGGGGUCGACGGAUGGAUCAGAAGACAGCCCCAAGGGUAGGUCAGGGUUCGGCGACGAUGAGGAGUGCGCUUCGUCCGCGCUGGAGGACGAGUCGCUGCCGUCGCUGCACACGCUGUCUGGAUCGUCGCAAGGUGAUCUCUCGAUCUCCUUUGGGGAGGACGCGCCCAAGAUCGGCGAUCGACCGGGCGAGGACUGUAAAGCGGUUGCGUUCGUGCCGAGGCCUGAUGGAAGUCAAACGGAGCCGGCCGACGACCUGCGCCAGGCUUCCGCCAGGGAUAUCGACGUUGAAAAGCUCCUCGAUCGAGCGCCGUCGCCCCCGACUAUUUGUGGCACUGGUGGCGACCUGGAGCCGGCCGAGGAUGAGAUCACCGCCAGUGGAAUCAAUGCGACGGACAGCAUCCAAGAAGCCGCUUGCGCCCGUGACGACAACUCACCGUCGGCUGGUGAUUUGGAACACGCCAGUGCUGACAGCAAACCGCCGGUCGUCUUCAUCUUCGAAGUGGAAGCUCAGGGUGCUCUACUGCGCAGCGAUGAGCCAGAGUUUAUCGACGCAGACGGUGACAAGCCGAGGCCAGCCAGAGAGGCGAAGAUCGUGGCGCCCGAGUCAUCGCCUUCAAUGACUCCCGCCGAGGCGCAAUUUUUCUUCUUCAAGACAACUGAAGAGGAGGUGAGUCUCGAAACUAUCGAGGAAGAGAUUGUCGAGGCGUUCGAGUCGUCCGCCUCGCUGAUCAGCUCGAGCUCCAGCAGCCACUCGAAGAACACCUCGCGCGACGUAGAGAGCGAGAGCCUGAAGUCGGACGUCAUAGGUGGCGGCGCGGCGUUCUCGGGCCGAGGGGAUGCAGGUGCCAGCCAGGAGCUGACUGAAGACCUGGAGGGUGUACGUGAUGACGUUGCAACAGACGACAUGGAGGCGGCCGACCCAAAGGUGCAGAUGUGGCAGCAGUACGUUGAGCUGCACCGCUCCGACGCUGCCAGCGCACCCGAGCCGGCGCCGCUGGGACUGGGCUCCGCUGACGUCAUGUACCUGUACAUUGAGGCGGCUGGUUGUGACAGCACGUCCGCCCUGUCUGAGGUGGGCCUGAGCUCCGCCGUGCCGCGCGAGCAGCACCGCGAGCCGGCCACACGGCUCGAACGCACCGUCUCCAUGGAUAGCGUGCGGCCGGCGCGGCGGGCGUGUGGUGACAUCCCACGCAGCUGCAGCGUCGAUGCCAUCGCGCCGCUGGACAUGAACAACAUUAUUGCGAUGGCCGUGCCACCAGCGACAAGCGACGAGCUCAGCGACGGGUCCAGCAGUGCCUCGGACGACCCGGACCUGGUGCUGGACGGCGUGCAGCUGCGCGAGCCGCACCAGCGCCCCUCCAGCUUCAGCCUGACCAUGCCGCCGGACCCCUCCGCUUACUUCACAGACCAAUCCUCCACCUACCGGCCCUUCUACAAGGAUGCAGGGCUGGUGCCUGCAAGGCCCCUCUCGCGGGCCGACGCCCUGGAGCGCCAGGUGCGUGCCGAGGUUGAGAAGUUACGACAGGAGCGUGAACGUGGUCGCAUCCGCUGGGACCGGGAGGAGCCGGAGCGGCAGCGCCGACUGCGCCAGGUGGAGGACAGCCUACAGCAGAGCCUGGUGCAGAUGCGCGCGCUGGUAGAGCGACGCCGCGCGUGCGGUCGCGUCUUUGUGCACACGCUGCCGGCCGUAUCGGCGGCCCGGCACGCCGCGCUCACUACCCAGGUCCCAAGCUACCAGCUGAAGGGGGCCACGGCCGAGGCGGACCAGCUCGACGACCAGCUGCCCCACGAGUGGGACCGGAACGGCCGGCUGGAAGACGUCACGAUCGGCGGGCGUGACUACGCCAGCGGGCUGCGACCGGCGCCGGCCAACGGCAGCGUCACCACUAUCCUGCACCAGGAAAUCCGCGUGCCCUGCUGCGGCCGCUUCCACGGCCCCACCCACCAGCCGUCCAACCGCCGCAUGACGCCGUCCGAGUACCGGCAGCACCUGGCCGCCAUCCGCCGCAAGAUCUUGGCCCGGUCGGCCUGCACGCCGACGGCCGCUGGGCUCUGGCAGUCCAGGAACACGCUGGCUGGCGCCGGCUCGGCCGUCGAGCUCGGUGACCGGCUCUUUAGUCAGGACAGUGACUACGCGUCAGCCGAGCUGGACUGGGCGAGAUUCGGGCAGCUUUGA